Molecule: messenger RNA, 993 nt
Organism: Malassezia restricta
Lineage: Eukaryota; Fungi; Basidiomycota; Malasseziomycetes; Malasseziales; Malasseziaceae
Product: SRP40, C-terminal domain protein
Exons: 1
Coding region: 1-993 (330 amino acids)
Source: RefSeq, a predicted model, not a curated record
AUGGGGAAAGCAUGGAUACUUGGUUUCCUGGCGAUGCUUGGCGCAGGAAGCGCAUACCUGGAACCCGAAUUGAUGGAAUCGAGCAUGUCGAACUCGACAGAAGUCUUGCUGGGCAAGAGAUCUGCCUAUUCGGGAAUGGCGACGUGGUACGAUGUUGAGACAUGGAAAGCGGGCGCUUGUGGACAAGACAUUGAUAAUAGCAUGCACAUUGUGGCAUUGAACGAGCCUAUGUACGGAUCACUGAAUGAGCGCUCUAGCUGGUGUGGUAAGAAGAUUAUGAUUGCCAACGGUUUGAAGACGGCCAAAGCUGUGAUUAUGGAUGCCUGUCCACAAACUAAGCAGUGCCAUCAUGGGGCGCUGGAUAUGAGCAUGUCGCUUUUCCAGGAGUUUCAUCAUCUUGUGCUGGGUGUAUUUCCUAUCACAUGGUGGACCAUUGAUGACGAUGAUGAUCACCCGAGCCAUCCUCCAGAGAAAACUUCGUCUCACAGCCACCAUGACAACUCAACGAGAUCAAGGAGCGAUAGCAGCUCGAGUCAUUCAUCCACACCUAGCUCUUCCACUUCAUCUUCUUCUUUUGCCUCUUCCUCUUCUUCCUACCCAACUUCCUCAUCUAAAAGCGAUGGUAAUGCAGCAUCCCGAUCUUCUGCGCGUUCUGCAGCGUCGGCCUCAGCCGCAUCGGCCCGCGCGAGGGCAGCAUCGAUUGCGAAGAAGCAGUCGCUGUCUAAAGCUUCCGCUCGAUCAGCAUCGAGUGCAUCCCAAGAAAUGGCGGCAUCCAGUCAUGCAUCUAGCCACGGGAGCCAGACUCAUGCUACGACGUCGUCCUCUUCCUCAUCUUCGUCAUCCGGAGGGAGGACCCCACAUCAGGAUACGUCGACGUCGAAAAGCACGUCGAACGAUGAUGACCCUCGAGCGGGUAAUCUGGAAAACUUUGUCAAGGUGCUCAACGGCUUGUCCAUGCUGGUUCAUGCGGCGGCGCACGAUGAGCAAGAGUAG